Ornithodoros turicata is the source of this 4312-nucleotide messenger RNA. It is a transcript of the gene Herp, whose product is annotated as homocysteine-responsive endoplasmic reticulum-resident ubiquitin-like domain member 2 protein. Gene Ontology annotation, biological process: endoplasmic reticulum unfolded protein response. The record is from RefSeq and is a predicted model, not a curated record. Lineage: Eukaryota; Metazoa; Arthropoda; Arachnida; Ixodida; Argasidae. Gene Ontology annotation, molecular function: protein binding. The transcript is spliced from 10 exons. The coding region runs from base 192 to 1448 and encodes 418 amino acids.
ACAGCUGUCGACCAAUGAGUGAGCGACAGAUAUCAUUCUGCUUCAGGAAAACAAUUGUUGGGGUAGGGUCUAUUCAAUUUGGUGCAAAAUCCUCGCAUUUUUCAGCGUCUUGCGUUAGAAAAUUGCAACCUAUCAUCUUUCAGUGAUUGCACUUCGACUCACAAGGUCUUUAUGCUUGGUGGAGCCUUCCUAUGGAAGCUUUGAGCUUGACCACCUGCCUUGUCAUACGGGCACCUAACCAGAAAAUUAGUGACCACCCCAUUGACUGUCCUUUGGACUGGUCAGUGUACCAGCUGAAGCUUCACUUGUCUAAAGUAUACCCCAGCAAGCCUAAGCCAGAAGAUCAAAGACUCAUUUAUUCUGGUCGCUUGCUCGAGAACCAAACAAUUCUGAAGGACAUUUUCCAACUGGAUACAAGCAGAACACACAUAUUGCAUCUUGUCUGCAAGUCUUCACGUGAACCCUCUGAAGGAUCAACAUCACAUCCACCAAUUCCUCUUGACGGUGGAAGUGGGUCUAGUUCAGCUGCUGCGAAUGAUCAACUUGCUGCCUUGCACUCUAGCUCAUCUGCUGCAACUGGAUCCUCAUCGACAAGCAUAGAUGGCAUACGGCACCGAGGGAGCAGUGCAUCACACAACAGCACAGCACAGGUAGCUCCAACUGGACCAGAACCUCAGCUUCCAUUCCAAUUUCCUGGACUUCUUCCUGGGGCUGCAAGUCCAGAGCAGGUGAUGCAGCAAAUGGUCAUGGCACAGCAACUGUAUGCCCAAUACUUCUCUCAGUAUAUGCAGCUUGUAAACCAAGGAACAGAUGGUGUGCAUAGUCAAGUCCCAACAACACCAACUGCAACAGUUGCUCCUCCUUCUGUGGCCCAGCAGCAAGCAAAUCAGGCUGCCCCACGAGCAGCUGCUGAGAACCGUGGACCACGUAUGAAUGCCCAAGGAGGUCCACUACUUGAUGAGGAUGAUGAUGAUGAAGUGCAUCGUGACUGGCUUGACUGGCUGUACACGGUCGGGCGGGCUACUGUUCUCCUGGGAAUUGUUUAUUUCUACUCUUCUUUUGGAAGGUUUCUUGUGGUCACUGGCAUUGCAAUGCUUGUUUACCUGUACCAGAAUGACUGGUUUGCAAGGCCACGACAACAGCGGGAUGCAGAACAGCACCGUGAAGGAGAAAAUGUUCAAGAGGCUGGUGAAAGACCUAACAGAGCACCACCCUUGCAUAGGCCCCAAAUGGAAGAACCCCAAGAAGAGGUUCCUAGGGUACCUGAAGGUCAAGCAGAGAGAGAAGCAGACAUGCAGCACCUAGAGGCCAUGAUGGAUGGAGAUCGUGAUGGUCCAGUGGUUGCUGUGGAACGCCACUUACACCGUGUGACCAUGGCCUGGACCUUCGUGUCAUCGUUCUUCACGUCUCUCAUCCCUGAACGGCCGCCUCCUGUCAAUGUCAACUAGUGAUGCUUUUGACAAGUUUUGAUGAGUGGCACGGCAACAUUUAUAAAGCCCCUACAUGAGGAGAUGCAUUUGAGGAGGCUUCACUGUUGCAGAUUGGCGUAUGCCUCAUUGUUGUGCAGCUUUUCAGGAAAUUAUGGAGACAGCAGAAUUGGUAAAGCAGCGCACUUUCAUUUUUAUGUCUCCCACUGGUGAUUGUCCAUUAAAUGCAGAGUUGUACUUGCAAAAUCCACUGUUAUAUGUGUAGACUGGCAUUCACUGUCGGACCACAAUUGCCUACCUUCGGUGCUUAUCAUUUCUUGCGGGUUUGCACUACUUAGUUUCAAACAUCGACUACUGUAUUGGGUUUUACCUGAUUCUGCACUUUACUUUCACUCGGACUUGCACAAGGUAAUACACUUGGCUUCUGCAAACUUUCAAAUGUUCUGUGGCAUCUAAAACAGUGUUUGGAGCCAAUAUAGCAUUGAAGUGAAGGGCAUUUUUUGAACACUUGAAGAUUUUGUCCCGUUUAUUGCUGCCGAAGUUUAUAGUCACAAAGCCACAGUGUAGUUGAGGUUCAUUUAUGACAGUUACAUGUCUGAGUUAGUCUAGGAGAGUUUAGCCUGUCAUUGUGAUCACAAUGUUUCAUUUCUGUGGGCUUACUGUAGGUAUAGGUGUUGAUCACUGCCUGUACAGUUACCAGAUACAUAAGUGGGAGGGAACAUGGAACUGUGCAGAUGAGUAUGUUGCCCAUGAAGGUCUCCUGUGGAAACUGGCAUUAGAAAUGUCUGAAAACAUAUGUAAAGCUGUCACAGCUUGCAGUCACAUCUUGAAUGUGCAUGCAUUAAUAUAAAGGCAUUUUUGUUGUACUUGGUUGCAAAAGUAGUUUUUGUGAGGCUGGUAUGCAGUAAUAAUUUUAGUGAACCUCUUAUAUAAAUGGGCUUGACAGCACAAAAAAUGACUAAUUAUAGUUCAUUACAGGCUUUUGGCACGUGUGUGUGACAACUUUAUGUAAAUAGAAUGCAGCUAUCUGCUGGUCAUGACAAUUGACAAAAAUGACAUGUCAAACACUUAGUUGAAUCACAAAAGUUUGAGGUGGUUGUAUACUGCUAUUUCCACUUUUUGCACAUUUUGGGUAGAGUGGCCUUAAUUCUUCAUGCAUGCUGAUGCUCGAGAAAAUGAAAGAGGGCAGCAUCUGCAUUGCUGGUAAGGAAUACUUUUCCCCAUUCAUGGGCACAUUCAAGUACAUAAAUAAUAAAAAUAAUAAUAACCUCAAAUGCUGCCAAGACUGGAAACCACAUUGAGUUGUUUCACAAGUAGGGAGAGUUAGUGAUUGUAGCCUUUUAAACCUUUUCAUAAAAUUCCUGUGCAUGUUCAGUUUAUAGCGAGGUUCCUCGUUUCCUACACGGUUAUAUUAUUGUAGUUGGCUAGCGUUGUUCUGUGUGUUCAGCAUAAUACACAUAAAAUGUUUUCUUACUCGCUCUGCUUGUUUCUGUUUAAUUGGAGCGAAGGUGCCGUAUUACGCAGUGAAAUGUAUGUUGUGAUAUUUAAAUUUUUAAUGGUUCUGAAAUGGCAGCUCUUGGUUACUCCGUUGUGUCAUCAUUGGGUAUACCGUAAUGCUAGUGCUGACAUGUGUAAGCCUGCCUGACCAAGCCAGGUGUGGGCUGCUUGGUAUUGCAUUAGGUGUAUGCCUUCAUAUGAAUUCUUUUUUAAGCUCUUUUCUGAGCUCUUUCUGCGUUUUCUGAGUGUUUUCUGAGCUCUUGGAGGCAGAGCAAUACAUGUAUGUGGCAAAAUAAUUUGUCUCCAGAAUAAUUUGAAGGAAACCAUAUUCCAGUUAAAGAUGAGUGAUGGAUUUGCUUAUUUAUUCUUUUUUUCUACACAUUUGCAGAGAGCCUGAUUGCAGAGCCUAUUGCUGUGUGCAGGUUUUCGUGUGUUACACUCUUAGCAGUGUUCAGUCAUCAUAUGCAGACUGGUUUCCAUGUCUAAAUAAGAGACUUACCGCUUUGCACCAGAUAACUUCAUGGUGCAUCUGCAGCAUACUAUCAUUGCCUACAAAAGAGCACUGGCUCUGCUUGUAGGAGGCUACAGGGAGGCAGUGGAAAUGGGCUUUCUGUUCACAAAACUAAUUUUUGUUCAGUGGGUUAUUUAUGGUUGGAAGAUUUUUACUAUGUGAAUUAAAAGAAUGAAUUUUUCCCUUAGGCACUAGGAGUGCUAGCUAGAAGCCAGGCCUAUUUUUCACUGGUUAAAUAAUUAAGUGGCCCUUCAUCUGCAUGAACAUAUUUUUAAAAAAUUAGUCCUUUUUUUACCCUGUCAAUGCACCACAUUUGUAGUGCUGUCCAGCAUCACUGGGGCUUCACUGUACCGUAACUUUGCAUUGUUCCAAAGAAUGUAGUAAUGUUGCAUGAGUUACAGCUUUGAAAUCCUUAUGGUCUUUUAGAUAUUUCGUGUAUGAAUGCUAUGUUCUUUAUACCAAAUACGUCUGGCAAGUUUGUUAUAUUGGAACUGUACUAAUGGCAGUGCAGCUACACCCUUGCCCCGUUUUGUUUGCUGCAAGUGCUUUAUUUUCCCACGAUACAUACAUUCAGAGAGGUUGUAUGCUUUCUAGUCUUCAAGGUAUUUUGUUGUAGUGUACAAUGAUACUCAACACCUACCGAUGAAUGUAUGGGUGACAUUCUUUUAUUUUUUUCUUCCACUAGGCAUUGGUCCUAUAGAACAUCGCUCUUUGUGCAAUAGGACAGUCUCAGUAUGUGGCAGGUUGCAGUGUCAGUGAUAAGUACAUAAUUUUAUAGACGUGCUGGCCACAUAAGUCUGUCAAAUAUUUCUUUUGUACAUAUUGCUAGUCCAUUUUUGCCUUUCAGUAAUAAAGGGAAUAUGAAUUUGAUACUAAA